CCCCAGAUCCAGAAGUGAGUGGAACCCGGAUGACGUUCUUCCGCUCUUCCUGGUGGCCUGGAGCCCUGCAUGACCAAAGGCAGGUCUGAUCUCUGAGGAAGAAAAACCUUGCCAGGGAACAGAGACCCCCAAGCUAAGGGCGCCAUGGCAGCAUCAGCCCCCUUGAGGAGCCUGGAGGAGGAGGUGACCUGCUCCAUCUGCCUGGAUUAUCUGCGGGACCCAGUGACCAUCGACUGUGGCCACGUCUUCUGCCGCAGCUGCACAGGUGAUAUCCGCCCCAUAUCGGGGAACCGACCAGUCUGUCCGCUCUGCAAGAAGCCCUUUAAGAAGGAGAACAUCCGGCCUGUGUGGCAGCUAGCCAGUCUGGUAGAGAACAUUGAGCGGAUGAAGGUGGACAAUGGCAGGCAGCCGGGGGAGCUGGCCCGAGAGCCACAGGACAUGAAGUUGUGUGAGCGGCACCAGGAGAAGCUACACUACUACUGUGAAGAUGACGGCAAGCUGCUGUGCGUGAUGUGCCGGGAAUCCCGGGAGCACAGGCCUCACACUGCAGUCCUGGUGGAGAAGGCCGCCCUGCCUCACAGAGAAAAAAUCCUGAACCACCUGAAUACCCUAAGGAGGGACAAAGAAAAAAUUCAGGGCUUUCAGGCCAAGGGAGAGGCUGAUAUUCUGGCUGCGCUGACGAAGCUGCAGGAGCAGAGACAGUACAUUGUGGCAGAAUUUAAGCAGGGCCACCAGUUUCUGAAGAAGCGGGAACAGCACCUGCUAGACCAGCUGUCCACCCUGGAGCAGCUCCUCACCGAGGGCAGGGAGAAGUUCAAGACCCGGGGCGUCAGCGAGCUUGGCCGGUUGACUCUGGUCAUCUCCGAGCUGGAAGGCAAGGCACGGCAGCCCGCCGCAGAGCUGAUGCAGGAUGCCUGCUCUACACAGGACACCAAGGACUUUGCCAACAGGUACCCACGGAAGAAGUUCUGGAUUGGGAAAGCCAUCCCUCACAUGGUUAAAAGAAAGGCAGGAGAAUUCUCAGAUAAACUUCUCUCUCUGCAGCGAGGCCUGAGGCAGUUCCAGGGCAAGCUGCUUAGAGACUUGGAGUAUAAGACAGUCAGUGUCACCCUGGACCCACAGUCGGCCAGCGGGUACCUGCAGCUUUCAGAGGACUGGAAGUGUGUGACCUAUACCAGCCAGUACCAGAGUGACUGCCUGCACCCCCAGCAGUUUGACUGUGAGCCGGGGGUGUUGGGCAGCAAGGGCUUCACCUGGGGCAAGGUAUACUGGGAAGUGGAGUUGGAGCGAGAAGGCUGGUCAGAGGAUGAGGAAGAGGGGGAGGAGGAAGAAGAAGGGGAAGAGGAGGAAGAAGAUGAGGAGGCUGGCUAUGGGGAUGGAUAUGAAGACUGGGAAACGGAUGAGGAUGAGGAAUCACUAGGGGAGGAAGAGGAGGAGGAAGAGGAAGAGGAGGAGGAAGUUCUGGAAAGCUGCAUGGUGGGAGUGGCCAAAGACACUGUGAAGAGGAAAGGGGACCUCUCCCUGCGACCAGAGGAUGGUGUGUGGGCCCUUCGGCUCUCCUCCUCAGGCAUCUGGGCCAACACAAGCCCCGAGGCCCAGCUCUUCCCAGUGCUGCGGCCCCGGAGAGUGGGCAUCGCCCUGGAUUAUGAAGGGGGCACUGUGACAUUCACCAAUGCAGAGUCACAGGAACUCAUCUAUACCUUCACGACCACCUUCAGCCGGCGCCUGGUUCCCUUCCUGUGGCUCAAGUGGCCAGGAACACGCCUCCUGCUGAGACCCUGAAUUCCAGAACCUGCCUGGGCCACACUACAGAAUCCUCAGUUCUCUGAGAUUCGAGGACUCUGAGAUGAAGAAGGGUUGCCUGGACCGUACCCAUGGAAACUUCCUUUCUCUGGGAUCCCAAGACUGUGUGAUGGAUGAACAUUCUUGGUCAGAGCACCAGGAGGAGGAAAGAGGAGGGACAUUGACAUCCAAAAGGCACCCAUCUCCUCACAGUCAUGGCCAGGAUCUCUCUCAGUGUGUCACUUCAUCUGUAUUUCUUGUUUGAACUUCUCACUCUCCUGCCCAUUUCCUCUGGGAUGACUCCCUCCUUCCUGAGAACCCAUUUGUCUUGGCUCUGUGUUCUCUGUUGAGUAGGGGCGGCAGCAGCAUUUUCUCGUUCAGUUGUUGUCCAGUGCUCACAAGUAUUGAAAGAGACCAUCAGUGACAUCUGAAGCCAUUUGGCUGUCCUCAAAUUUGAGGUUCCUCUUGCCCAAAAACCACUCUGUUGCCUACCUUCCCUGGCUUCUUAAACUCACUUUUCCUACCCCACCAGAGUUAAAUAUCUGAAGAAGCAGGAUUGAACAUAGUCAAGAUCCAAGGCUGUGUAAGUUUGUGUCCUGAAGUGCUGGUGAAAUCAUCUCCUGGUGUCAUUAGCAAAGCUCAUGGCCUUCAAACCCAGAGCUGAAGAAGGGGUGGAACUCCCCAGGGCCAUCUGUAUCUCAAAAAGCAUCCAGGUACUGACUCAGGCAGGAGCUGUGGUCAAUAGAUUACCUCUGCAGAGUAGACCUUGUGAAGGUAAAACAAUCCCAACAUCUUGCUCUUGACUAGUGGAUCUAAAAACACUGAGGCCCAGGAAAUCAGAACUCCCCCUGCUUCAGAGUCUCCAGCUAGUGUUUCCAGGACAGCUUUAGGCCUCUGCUGUUGGCACCAUGGAGUGUCCAGAAUCACUUUCUUAGGAUAUGGAUUGGAGAAGGGAAGACAGUCAUGAGGAAUCUGGAGAACUCCCACCCCAGGUCUUAACUGUGAGGAGAUGACCUGCAGUGUCUCUCUGUUGACCCAGCACCAGCCCCUUUGUCCAGUCACCCAGUGCCCACAGUUGAACACCAGCUCCUGCUUAGCCAAAAUGAUGCCCCUCUUCUUAUCCUUAAACAUUCCACAUUUCCUCUGUCCAGGUGUUAAGCUCUUCUUCGCUCUUGAGAGGCUGCUCCCAGACUCUGGAUCUUGGUGGCCUUAGAGUCACCACACUGUCUCAAGACCGAACACUUUGUAUAUAUCACACGCUGCCUGAGUCACUAGUACAUACACAGUGGCUCCCUCACCACCCUUUGUUUUUCCUGGAAUUAAUCAUCACUCUUCUCUUCCUUCUCCUUUAAUUCAUUUCCUGUGUCUUUAUUACUAAUAAACUACAAGUUCUUUUAGUGAUUAGCAAUCUCAA
Peromyscus leucopus (white-footed mouse) is the source of this 3196-nucleotide messenger RNA. It is a transcript of the gene Trim26, whose product is annotated as tripartite motif containing 26. NCBI's taxonomy places the organism in Eukaryota, Metazoa, Chordata, Mammalia, Rodentia, Cricetidae. The record is from RefSeq and is a predicted model, not a curated record. Bases 145 to 1782 code for a protein of 545 amino acids. The transcript has 9 exons. Gene Ontology annotation, molecular function: protein binding; zinc ion binding.